AUGUUUGUUCAAGUGGGGUUGGUGCUUCUACUUUCGCGGGGACUUCUGGGCGAGUCUGAUUUCACGGAUAUUGACGGAGAUACGCGAAUCGUAGGGGGUCAAGAUGCUCCAGAGGACUUCGCGAUUUACCAAGUCUCCAUACGUAAGCACAACAAGAAUCAAGAAUGGCACUCGUGUGGCGGCUCCAUCAUACACGAAGAAUGGGUUUUAACAGCUGGUCACUGCACGUAUGGUGUUAACGCCAAAGAAGUGUCUAUAGUGGUUGGAUCAAACCUACUCAUAUUUGGUGGCGACAGUUACAAAAUAAAGAAAAUUAUCACUCACGAGAAUUAUGCAAAAAAAGAUUUAAGAAAUGACAUAGCUCUUAUGAAAGUCGACGGGAAAAUAAAAAUGAAGAAGAACGUUAGGGCAAUCAAAUUGAUGAAAGAGUCUGUGGCUGCUGGAACAAUUUGUGCUCUGACAGGAUGGGGUGAAAUUAACGAUAAAAGAACUGUGCCGAACAAACUUCAAAUUAUGUUCUACAGAAGUAUUAGCAACAAGGAGUGCAACAAGAGGUUAAAAGGUUUCAGUUUCGCACCGAUUGAUGACAAACAGCUCUGCGUGAGAGGACCAGAUAAGAAGGGUGCUUGUAGAGGUGAUUCAGGAGGUCCUCUGGUCGCUCGUGAUGCAAAGAAAAACAUUGUUCAAGUUGGAGUCGUGUCCUGGGGGACAAUCCCGUGCGCUAAAGACUACCCGGAUGUUUUUGCGUCUGUUUCUGGCUAUUAUGACUGGAUUGAGAAAAAUAUGAAGGAUUAA
This is a messenger RNA of Pieris macdunnoughi, 795 nucleotides long. NCBI's taxonomy places the organism in Eukaryota, Metazoa, Arthropoda, Insecta, Lepidoptera, Pieridae. The record is from the annotation of a GenBank genome assembly.